Cydia pomonella (codling moth) is the source of this 2339-nucleotide messenger RNA. RefSeq lists its product as uncharacterized. The record is from RefSeq and is a predicted model, not a curated record. The transcript has 12 exons. Gene Ontology annotation, molecular function: ligand-gated sodium channel activity. Lineage: Eukaryota; Metazoa; Arthropoda; Insecta; Lepidoptera; Tortricidae. Gene Ontology annotation, cellular component: membrane. Bases 154 to 1731 code for a protein of 525 amino acids. Gene Ontology annotation, biological process: sodium ion transmembrane transport.
GUUCGUGUCAUCCACGAUGACGCGCAUAUUUCUCAAAUCUAACCUUUAAUAACAUGACGUUACGAGUUAAGGCAAGCGUCUUCGUGAAUGACACGAUCUUUAACGGGGUUUGGUUCACUGACUUCAGUUUGAGCUUCAGAUUGUUGUUGCAGAAUGGACAAACCAAAACGCAAGUUCACGCCGUUCCGCGCCAUAAUGGCUUGCGGCCGGGAAUUCUGUCAGCAGACCUCUAUGCAUGGAUUUAUCCACAUUGCUGCUCCUAACCGGUGGUGGGGGGAGAGACUGCUGUGGGCGUUCGCAACGGCUGCAGCCAUCUGGGGAGCCGUGGAGAUAUCUCUGGGGCAGUGGCAGAGGUACAACGAGAACCCCACAGUGGUGGCGCUGGAGAAGGACUUCAGAUCCUGGCAGUUCUGUAUGCCUGGUCUUACACUCUGUGCUGAGAACAAAGUAGACGAAAAUAAACUACCCUCAGUAAUCAAGAAAUACUGGAACGUGGACCCCCAAGACCCGAAGUACGCCCGCUACGAGCAUUUCGUGCGUGACGUGGCGAACUCCAGCAUGCUUCAUCUGACUGAUCUUCUGCAGCACGAGGGCGAGGACUUGGAGGUGGAUCUGUACCAACUUGCUGUUGACGUUCUUCCGGAGUACAACAUUAAACCUACCUGGUCAAUAGCAAAUCUUCAGGUUCCCUGGUUCACCGUCAUGACCGAGGUCGGCGCCUGCUACGCCACCAACUCCCUGGCCAUCCCUGAUGAUGCUAUCGAGUCAUUCGGGAAACCAGACGUGAACCAGACCAGCCUGUUCCCCCUGACGUGCAAGUACUCUUCACUCAACUGCUACAUCACGAUUGAGGUGCCGGUGCCUAUUUUGUUCUACGUCCACUCUCCCUACGACAUCCUGAAUGUGAAGGCCGCUCCGUUCGAAGGUCGGCCCCGCCAGGAGAGGUCCACAGAAUUCAGUGUUAUUGAGAGCGGCUGCGGGCGUGGUGUGAGGGAAUUGAACCCUAGAAGACGCCGCUGCUUGUAUACCGACGAGCCACAAGCCAGAGGCCGACAGGUGUAUAGCACUAACAGCUGCCGGCGUUCGUGCCGAAACCAAGAGGCCCUGCGUGACUGCAAGUGUAAACCCUUCUACAACCACUACGAAGAUGGCGUUGCGUGCUCGCUCCGCGGCAUGCGUUGCCUCGCGGAGCGCUCGGCGCGCGAAGCGCAGCGCACUACCUCCGAGGCUGCUCGCGUUAAGGCCGCGAAACAUGCGGCGCGCUCACAACCUAUUGUCACUAAAGGUGACACAGAAGUAGCACCGCCAGCGAACGCUGUGGACAGCUGCAAAUGUCCUCUGAUGUGUGUGGAUGCGCUGUUCGAGAUGCUCUCCUCAGUUUCGAAGAAACUAGAUGGACCCUUCAGCAUCAAUGGAGUCACUCGCGUCAAGGUUCAGGCUCCUCGUACCCGCUACACCAGAGAAAUUGUCUUCUACUUCCAGGAUCUUAUUGUUUCGUUCGGUGGUGCCACGGGUCUGUUCCUAGGAGCCAGCUUCAUCAGUUUUGUUGAGAUCGUGUUUUUCGCGGCAGAAUGGCUCAUUGGGCCUGCCCGCCGUGACCACAAGGAACUGCCGGUGAAGAAGACCAAAGUAUCCCACGAGCAAGCCAGGAUCCAGCAUCUUAACGCCAUUUUGGAGAAUCAAAGCCUUUCUGCAGCACCAAGCUACUGGCAUUCGCAUCUUCAUAUUUGAACUAGACAAAAUGCUGGUCUCCACCAAUGAAGAGCUGCUAGAUACCCGGAGCUAGUAAUAAAGAUAGUACCUAUAGCUAAUGGAGAGGGGUUCCUUUGCCCUCAACAUUGUACAGUCAGCAUCAAAAGUAGCGGAUGAAAAAACGCGCCAAAAGUAUCUGAUAUUCCGGUUAACUAUUCCAAAUAUAGAUAAAUUUCUAAAAUUCGCGCUCAAAAGUAUAUCUUUUACAGUCUUAGUUGUUCUAUAUUAAAGACAUCACUUUUUGUUAAGCCGUUACAGAAUGGUAGAUACUUAUGAAACGUUAUUUGAUCCGCUACUUUUGAUGCUGACUGUACCUAUAUACAUAUGUAUUUGGAGCUUACUAAAAUAGGUAGGUAUACCUAUUUUUAGUUCAUAGUUCGUUAACAAUUUUACAACAGAUUUAUAAACACAAGAAAUAAUUCCCGCACCCAAGACCCCGGGGUAUUUUUACAAGAAUUUACGAACAAGUGUUAAUUAAGCCCGAAGCCGAAGGUCAGGGCUUAAUCAACACGAGGUCGUAAUUCUUGUACCGCUCGUGGCACACACAAAUCUGAUUUGAAGUUAGGUCUGAAUUUGAAAUUAAAAAA